Molecule: messenger RNA, 1559 nt
Organism: Amphimedon queenslandica
Lineage: Eukaryota; Metazoa; Porifera; Demospongiae; Haplosclerida; Niphatidae
Product: DDB1- and CUL4-associated factor 10-like
Exons: 1
Coding region: 22-1419 (465 amino acids)
Cellular component (GO): Cul4-RING E3 ubiquitin ligase complex
Molecular function (GO): protein binding
Source: RefSeq, a predicted model, not a curated record
CUACUGCAAAAAAGAAUAAUAAUGGCUGCUGGCAGUGCAUUCUCUCAUAAUUUACGAUACAGAGAGUCUCUGAUCAGUGGAGAGGCACUGUGCAUCGAUGAACAGUUGCGUCAGUUUAUAUACAGGAGAUUUAAGCAUCCUGCCUCCAAGAAAUCUGCUUUAAACUCAGCUGGAGUCCCAGUGAUUGAAUCUGAAUAUGGAUCAGUAUUCAAUAUGGAGUUCAGUCCUUACAAUCCUUACACGCUCCUCGUAGCACACUCCCGCAAAUCAUGCUCACUGUAUGACAGCAGACUGGAGAAGAGUGUCCACUCUGCUCCGUACAUUCACAAUGACCCAGUCAAUAUCAUCACAUUCCUUGAUAGCUUCAUGUUUACUACUGGAUCAGAUGACGAGACCAUUAGACUGUGGGAUAUUAGGAAAUUUCGGUCGAGUGUAGAUUGCAUUGGUGUAUUACGAGGGCACCAGGGAUGGGUAAAGAACAUUGAGUAUGAUCGCGACACCAAUAAGCUCUAUUCCAUUGCUUUUGAUGAUGGAGUCCGAUAUUGGAAUAUUAAUGAGGUUCAGAAAUAUGCAGAGGGCACUGUGGAUAAUUUAUUAUUUGGUAUAAAAGAUGGAGUGAGGAUGAAACUCUCUUGUGACACAAUGGCUAUCAGCACUAGGAAAAACCUCAUUUAUAUUAUUAAUGAUUUCGAGAGUGAGUCUGUGGCCUCUAUCUGCAACUGUCUUCCAGCCCAGGCACCAUUGAGAUUUGGUGAUGUUGUCAAUGUUGAGUUAUGCUCAUCAAAUGAUAAAAACAAGCCAUCGAUACGUGUUAUCAGUGAAUUAGGCGAGCCUUGCUAUGAGACACCACUCUCACUUGCUUUUGCUCCUACUAAUGAUCUUCAUCAUUCCAGUUCAUUGCUGGCAUUUAGAACAGUAAGAGUUGUCAUUGAUGAUGGGUAUUUAUCAUUAGAUGAAACAACCAAACUAUAUGACACUAGCAGUGAUCCUAGCACUAACACUGAUCCUGAUCCUGAUCCUUACAUUAAUUCAGAUACCGAUUCCGAUGGAAGUGGUUUGGGUGUGUCAUCAUAUCAUAGUUACCAUAACACAUCAAAGUGUUUCUUGAACACAAUCACUGAAUACUCUGGAGAAGGUGCAGCUGAAUACAUAAAAGAGAUAAGCUUUAGUCCUGACGGUCGAUUGCUUGUCUCUCCCUACCAAAACGGAGUUAGGCUACUAGCUGUUGAUACUAACUGUACUAAUAUUGAUCAGUAUUAUUGUGACAACUCUCCAAGUGAGGGAGAGUUUAAGGUAAUCAGUGUAUGCGAGGAAGCUUGCAGUACUCCAGUACUUACAAGUAGACUCAACUCAGAUAUAAUGUGUUUAGCAGCUGGGUCUUGCAAAGGUACUGUACAGUUCUACUCACCACAACUUUAGGUGUAAUGAUUAUAUACUGUACUUAUUUGUGUCAUUUAUUAUUACAUGUCUUAUUAUUAUUAUUAUCAUUAUCAUUAUUAUUAAUUUGUAUAAGAAGUUACAAAAUAUAGAUUGUGAUUGUCAACAAAAACAUUACUCCA